Messenger RNA from Mizuhopecten yessoensis (Yesso scallop), 825 nucleotides. Its product is annotated as cell wall protein IFF6-like. Lineage: Eukaryota; Metazoa; Mollusca; Bivalvia; Pectinida; Pectinidae. The transcript is spliced from 2 exons. The record is from RefSeq and is a predicted model, not a curated record. The coding region runs from base 1 to 825 and encodes 274 amino acids.
AUGCGUUUGAAUACUUCUAACACGGACAAGACUACUUACACGGACAGGACUUCUUACACGGACACGACUUCUUACACGGGCACGACUUCUAACACGGACAAGACUUCUUUCACGGACACGACUUCUUACACGUUCACGGACACGACUUCUUACGCGGACACGACUUCUAACACGGACAAGACUUCUUUCACGGACACGACUUCUUACACGGACACGAAUUCUAACACGGACAAGACUUCUUACACGGAAAGGACUUCUUACACGGACAGGACUUCUUACACGUUCACGGACACGACUUCUUACACGGACAAGACUUCUUACACGGACAGGACUUCUUACACGGGCAGGACUUCUUACACGGACAGGACUUCUUACCCGGACACGACUUCUUACACGGACAGGACUUCUUACACGUUCACGGACACGACUUCUUACGCGGACACGACUUCUAACACGGACAAGACUUCUUUCACGGACACGACUUCUUACACGUUCACGGACACGACUUCUUACGCGGACACGACUUCUAACACGGACAAGACUUCUUUCACGGACACGACUUCUUACACGUUCACGGACACGACUUCUUACGCGGACACGACUUCUAACACGGACAAGACUUCUUUCACGGACACGACUUCUUACACGUUCACGGACACGACUUCUUACACGGACAGGACUUCUUACACGUUCACGGACACGACUUCUUACACGGACAGGACUUCUAACACGGACAAGACUUCUUACACGGGCACGACUUCUUACACGGACACGACUUCUAAAACGGACAAGACUUCUUACACGGACACGACGAAGAAGUCAUGA